Molecule: messenger RNA, 423 nt
Organism: Miscanthus lutarioriparius
Lineage: Eukaryota; Viridiplantae; Streptophyta; Magnoliopsida; Poales; Poaceae
Source: the annotation of a GenBank genome assembly
AUGCCUGGUUUAGAUUUGAACGAGCCUAUCAACUGGGAUGAGAUUGAGGAAUUUGAGGGAGACGUACAUGAUUUGAGCUAUGAUUAUGUUUCGGACUCCGGCAACGGAGCUGACAAUGGCGACGACGACGACGAAGGUGAAGAUGGCCAAGAUGAAGGUGACCACAACACAGUUGACGUCGUGGUUGAACCUGAAGCGGGCAGCGGUGCACACAUCUUGCAGCAAGUUGAAGGGGAAUCCGUGCAGCAAGUUGAAGAAGCAGAUGCCGUGCCUCAAGCAGACGCCGGAGAUUUAGCUGAUGCUGUGGCAUUCGACUCAGGCACUCCUGCCAAUAUCAAGAGGAGGCGGUACUACCCUCCUGAUAUAAAAAGAAUCCUGUAUGCGAUGUGCUUAGAAAGAUCAGCUCCAGGCAUGAUGAAGUAG